CGGCGACUGACAAGUUCCCAGAAUCGCAUUAAUAAACACCAGAAGAGGUCCCGGGUCAUCGGACGUGGAGUCAUCCAGGCAAUGACCGCAGACGUCAAACUGCGACUCUCAGAAGGCACAUCUGCUGGCCAUGGCCACGGCUGAGGGCAACCAGAAAAGCGGAAGCAAAUGCGUGGUCAUCGGCGCCGGGCCUGUGGGUGCUUUGGCCGGUCUCUACGCGGCGACACGAGGCUGGGACGUCGAGGUCUACGAUCUCAGAUCAGAUCUGCGAGAUGCAUCCACGACGCCUCUCAACUUCACCAGGAGCAUCAAUCUGGCCCUUUCUGAACGUGGCAUCAAUGCCCUGCGACAAUACAACUCCGACCGUCUUCUGCACUCCAUUCUGAACGAGACGAUUCCUAUGUAUGGUCGCAUGGUUCACGGACAAGACCGCACGGGAGCCUUGACUGAAGCAGCUCAGCCUUACGAUGUCCAUGGUCGAUAUAUCAAUGCAGUAGACCGUGGCGACCUCAACGGACGGCUUCUGGACGAGCUCGAAUCUCUGCCCAAUGUCAGGCUACGAUUCAAUCACAAGUUGACGGGUGUUGACUUCAAGCGUCGCCUUGCGUGGUUGGAGCAGAAAGGCCCGUCGAGACGAGCGAGUGUGUUGGAAGAUGGGACGCGCGCCAGCAGUCGACCGGGUCGUCCGGACGAGAUAGAGAUCGAAUUCGAUCUUCUGAUCGGCUGCGAUGGUGCUCACAGCGCUGUCCGUUUCCACAUGAUGAAGUUUGUUCGCCUGGACUAUCAGCAGACCUAUAUUGACACUCUUUGGUGUGAGUUCCAAAUCCCUCCGGCAGACGACAAGUCCAGCAAGACGCCAUCGGCCAAGCACGGCUUUAGGACCAGCCCAAAUCAUCUGCACAUUUGGCCCGGGAAGGACAAGAUGUUCAUCGCCAUUCCCAGUACUGACAAAACUUUCACAUCCACCCUUUUUGCACCAGCCGCUGAUUUCGAAGCAUUGGAGAAAGAUCCAUCGCACGUCGAGCGCUUCUUCAAUGCCCAUUUUCCCGGUGCUGUCGAUCUGAUCGGACCCGAGUCAAUCACGGAACAAUUUGGCGAGAACCCACAUCUUCCACUUAUCAGCAUCAAGUGCUCGCCGCAUUUCUAUGGGUCGACCGGUGUGAUUCUGGGGGAUGCAGCGCAUGCCAUGGUACCAUUUUACGGGCAAGGAAUGAACGCUGGUCUGGAAGAUGUGCGCGUGCUCUUCUCGCACCUUGACGCACAUCCGAUGAGUCCCGAUGGCCGUGCUAAGGCGCUGGAGUCUUACAAUGCGGAGCGGCUGGCCGAUGCACACGCGAUCAAUGAUCUGUCUCUUGCCAACUUCUGGGACAUGCGCGCGGGUGUAACAUCCAAAGUGAAAUUACUCCGCAAGAAGGUCGAGGAGUUCCUCUCGGAUCGAUUGCCAAGCACUGGCUUCGCGACGCAGUACAGUCGGGUCAGCUUCAGCAACCAGCGCUAUUCAGACGUGAUUAAAGCGGCCAAUAGGCAGAAGGAGGUUCUGCUAGAAGGCAUGGGCAUCGUGGCAAUGCUGCCUGUAUUCGGUGUUGCAGCAUAUUAUGCCCUUAUGUGGCAGCGAAAUCGCGGGCGACCCGAUUUUUUUGCAGGCUUAAGGUUUGUGGGCGAAAGAAUUGGACGAAGCUUCAACUCAAGAUGAAAGCUGGUCAGCAGAGUUGUAUGGUUGAUGAGAACUCAAAUGAUCGCCCUGUUCCUCUCCC
Messenger RNA from Pseudocercospora fijiensis CIRAD86, 1754 nucleotides. RefSeq lists its product as uncharacterized. The coding region runs from base 131 to 1693 and encodes 520 amino acids. NCBI's taxonomy places the organism in Eukaryota, Fungi, Ascomycota, Dothideomycetes, Mycosphaerellales, Mycosphaerellaceae. Gene Ontology annotation, cellular component: mitochondrial outer membrane. Gene Ontology annotation, biological process: quinolinate biosynthetic process; L-tryptophan catabolic process; NAD+ metabolic process. The transcript has 2 exons. The record is from RefSeq and is a predicted model, not a curated record. Gene Ontology annotation, molecular function: FAD binding; kynurenine 3-monooxygenase activity; NAD(P)H oxidase H2O2-forming activity.